This is a messenger RNA of Oldenlandia corymbosa var. corymbosa, 1584 nucleotides long. NCBI's taxonomy places the organism in Eukaryota, Viridiplantae, Streptophyta, Magnoliopsida, Gentianales, Rubiaceae. The record is from the annotation of a GenBank genome assembly.
AUGGCGUCGUCACUCUCCGAGGCCGUCCCUAAAUUCACGGCAGAAGCCCUCCGUUCCGCCGCCAAGUUCUCGGAAGGCUGUCAUGUCGUCCCCGUCCGCCUCCGCCGCGCCAUUAAGAAAUACCUCCGUGAGGAAGAAGACCCACAUAUGAAUAGGAAGGUUUUGAGCUUGUCGAAAUCGUUGAGCCAAAUUAAAGAAGUGAAUUUGACGUUACCGAUUUCCACCUCCAAAGAACUCGUGGAAGAUCCUCUCAAAAGCACCGAAAGCUCAAAGAGGUGGAAAAUUACCAGUGCCUAUGGAGACAUUGGACUCACGUAUAGAGAUGACGAGUCUAUUGCUUACGUGGCUUCUCGAAUGCCCGCUGUAUUUUCUGCCUGCUAUAGAGUCCUCACCGAGGUCAGGAGGAGAGUACCAGAUUUUUCGCCUGUUAAGGUGUUGGAUUUUGGAGCUGGGACUGGUGCUGCAAUGUGGGCGUUAAGAGAGGUGUGGCCGCAAUCGGUGGAGAAAAUUAACUUAAUCGAGCCAUCACAGUCUAUGCAACGGGCAGGGCUGAGGCUUAUCCAAGAUCAAAAAAAUUUGCCAUUCAUCCAAAGCUAUGGCAGCCUCCAAGCACUAACUCAGAAAAUCAAUAAGUCUGAAAGAAAGCAUGAUCUUGUAAUAGCGUCAUAUGUGCUUGGCGAAAUACCCUCUCUAAAGGAUAGAAUUACGAUUGUCCGCCAAUUAUGGGAUCUUACUGGAGAUGUCCUGGUUAUUCUUGAACCUGGAACUCCAGAAGGAUCUAAUAUUAUCUCCCAUAUUCGAUCUCACAUUUUAUGGAUGGAAAACAGGAAGUUCCGCAAGGCGGAAGCUGCAGCUCAUAAAGGAUCUACGAGCUUGGUAACAGCAAAAAGUGGUGCAUUUAUUGUUGCUCCUUGCCCUCAUGAUGGACGUUGCCCACUAAAUAAGACGGGAAAGUAUUGUCACUUUAUCCAACGUUUACAGAGAACAACAUCACAACGUGCUUACAAGAGGUCCAAAGGCAAGCCUCUUCGUGGCUAUGAAGAUGAGAAGUUCUGUUAUGUUGCAUUUAGAAGAGGUCAACGCCCCAGGCAAGUACUUUAUCUAGUGACUUUUCAGUUGAAACCCCACGUAUUUGGACUAACAUGUACAAUUUUACGAGAGCCAUGGCCUCUUGAUGAUAUGAAGUUUGAUACAUUGAAGGAGCAGAAAGCUAAACGAAGUCCUGAAGACUUGGAAACUGAUUAUGAUGACCAAUCUGUAUCAGACACCGAUGAGGAUGAGCAGGAAAAGAACCUUGUUUCCCACAAUCCUGAAUUUACAGAAACUGAAGCCAUUUCGGACUCUGAUGCAAAUGCAGAAGUGCAAGAAGAAGAAAAACCAGCUGCUGAUCUUGGUAGCGGCUGGGGGAGAAUUAUAUAUUCUCCAAUUCGGAGGGGGAAGCGAGUUGAGUUGGAUGUCUGCCGGUCAACCAAUCGCGAUGGUUCCGAAGGUUCAUUUGACAGAAUCAUCAUUACUCAGAGUAAAAACCCAACAUUGCAUCUGCAGGCACGACGGUCACUCUGGGGAGAUUUGUGGCCAUUUUGA